This is a messenger RNA of Pyrenophora tritici-repentis Pt-1C-BFP, 2294 nucleotides long. RefSeq lists its product as uncharacterized. Gene Ontology annotation, cellular component: kinetochore. Lineage: Eukaryota; Fungi; Ascomycota; Dothideomycetes; Pleosporales; Pleosporaceae. Gene Ontology annotation, molecular function: centromeric DNA binding. The record is from RefSeq and is a predicted model, not a curated record. Gene Ontology annotation, biological process: attachment of mitotic spindle microtubules to kinetochore; spindle attachment to meiosis I kinetochore; kinetochore assembly.
AUGGCGCCUCCCAAGAAACGCGAGAAUCGCGAAAAUAAUUUCUAUAAUAUUGGUGUUCAGGGAAGGAAGACUGGCAUCACACUUGCAGACAAAGGGGUAUACGACGAACAUGGCCUUGAACCAAUAUCGGGCAUCUUCUCGUCGCCCGAAAGGUCGCCACCCAAGCGUGGGGGGAACGCGACAGGUUCAGAGUCGAUGGAAAUUCAAGAGAGUUCUAUCCCAGAACUCGCUACGUCCCACCAGAUUUUGCGCAACAACCGUACACACCUCCCUCCGCCGCGGGCGCGAUCGCCUAUGAAGACUGCGCUUGGAUCCUCGCCGCGACGACAAUCAUCCAUGGCACCGAGGGGGAGCUCUGCUGCUCCCUCUAGUCCUGUGCGCGCUGCGUCGCAUCCCAUUGCCCGACGGCUUGACUUUGAACAGGAUGAAUCUAGUCUGCAAGAAACGCCGGCGCUAAGUGGAUCAGGUGCGCGACGCGGAAAGCGUACAGACGUGUACGAUAUACCCGAAGAUGAGGGCUCACCACUUCCAGAACAAAGCGCGGUGUUUGAGGAAAGCGUCGUCCAGGAGGAAAUCACAGCAAACGAAGCGUCAGUAGCAGCCGUGAAAGAGAGCUUUGUCGCGCAGAUCGGAGAAGACUCAAUAAACGAAGCCGAGGAGGUCGAAGACUUGGUGGACCAAGAAGAGUCGGAGAUUGUGCCAGAACCUGUAAAGGAGCCCGCUAAGAGGGGUAGGAAGCGCAAAAGCGAUGCCGUGAAUAUCUCAGAGGAAGAGCAGGCAGUAGUAGAGCAGCCGCGGAAACGUGGUCGUCCCCCUGGAGCGAAAGCAACAGCAUCAGCAUCAGAGAAGACGGGCAAGAAGAGCGCACCUGCAGCUGCUCAGCGACGACGGUCACAGCGCGUAUCCGACAUUAGCGAACCUGACCCCAGUAUUGUCGAAGCCCCCGUCGAUGACUCCAUAGACCAAUCCGAGCAGAUAGAAGAAGCACCCGUCGCACCAAAACGCCGAGGACGGCCGCCGCGAGUACAACCGGACGCCGAGGAGGAACAUACUGCGACAGCAAAACCAGCAAAAAAUGACUCUUCCAAGGGAAAUGCAGAGGCGGCGGCUUUCAAGAAGCCCAUAAAACCUGUGGGCAGGCCUAAAGCAAACGCAGAACCUAAGAGCAAACCCGCGAGUGCGGAGCCAAAGCCAAAGCCAGCUCCAAAACCAGCGCCAAAGCCGAAGGAGAAGUCAAAAGAGAAGACUCCACAAGCAGACGCUGAUGAUGUUGGCAAGCUUGUGGAUGUAUACGGCAAUCCUCUUAGCAAAAAGGACCUCGAUCAGAUGUCUACUACUUCAGCUGGAUCACGAUUCGGACGCGGUCGACAUUUGUCUGUUUUCCGCGAGAUGGAUCCAGAUAAUGUUGCUCGCGUGGGACGCACUGGCAGGCACCGCGUUGCGCCCAUUGAUUUCUGGAAGAAUGACCAUAUUUCAUACGACGUGGACGGUAGCAUGACUUCCAUCGUCAAGAGCCAGGAAGUAGAAGAAAGCCGGAAGCGUAGCAAAAAGUCUAGCUCAAAGGGUAAGAAGAAGGCACUCACUGUCGUUGAGGAAGAAGAGAUUGAACUCGACCCCUGGGAGCAAGAAGAAGGUGCUCUUGUGGGCAACUAUAGGGGCUUUGAUGCUGCGACGGAGGUUCCAUCGAAUGAAAUCAUUGAAGAUACGAUUGCAUGGGCCGAAAAGGGCAUUCAACCCCGAGAUGUUGGGGAUGGCGGCUUCAAAUUCGCAAAGAUUGGUUCUAGUGGUUCCUUCUUCAACUGGGGACUGAUUGAACUGGGCCCCGACCAGAUGAAGCGUACCAAGAACUCACGAUACAUGCAUAUGGUCUUCAAUGUACAAUCAGGUACAGUAGAAGUCCGCAUGCAUGAAAAUGAAUUCACGGUUCACAAGCAGGGCGUCUGGCAAGUUCCUCGAGGGAACACGUAUAGUAUCAAGAAUAUCGGUAGCGGCACGGCUCGCAUUUUCUUUGCUCAGGCUAGGGAACUGCAUGUUCAGGAGGAAGAUGAGGAGGAAUAAGGUGGGGCGAAUUGUAUGGUGAUGACGAGGGAGUGGGAAAGUGGGGGUUUUUUUUUAGUUUGGGGCAGGAGGGGUAAGAGCGGCUCUGUCUGAAAUGACAAGUUUACUGCUGGCUGGCUGGCUUCCUUCUUUGACAUGAAUAGGAGAAUGGCAGGGUGUGUGUGUGUGUUGUUUAUUACAGCCGCGAAGCAAUCGUUCACUACCUAACCGAUUCAAAAUCCACCAGUAUCCAAACC